Plectropomus leopardus (leopard coralgrouper) is the source of this 4993-nucleotide messenger RNA. It is a transcript of the gene mgat1b, whose product is annotated as alpha-1,3-mannosyl-glycoprotein 2-beta-N-acetylglucosaminyltransferase b. Gene Ontology annotation, molecular function: alpha-1,3-mannosylglycoprotein 2-beta-N-acetylglucosaminyltransferase activity. The record is from RefSeq and is a predicted model, not a curated record. Gene Ontology annotation, cellular component: Golgi apparatus. Lineage: Eukaryota; Metazoa; Chordata; Actinopteri; Perciformes; Serranidae. Gene Ontology annotation, biological process: protein N-linked glycosylation.
AGUAUAGUGUAGGAUCCAUUGUUUUUCUACUUUGCCUCACACCGCAGCCUCUGCUGCUUCAGUUUCGACCAUUCAUUAAAUUGUAUGGACGUGCAGUACUUCAGUGAAAUGAGCCUUUAUAUCCACACAGAAAACAGAUUUUGGAUGUUGGUGCCCGAGAUUGUUGAUAAGGGAGAUAAAAAAGAAUGUGUCAUUAUUCUGAUAGAGAGGGGAAAUUGUUGGGCAGAUGACCCGGCUCGGGUCAACUCGACCCUAAACGAGUCAAUAAUCCGGAAGUGUAGUUUUGUAUGGCCAAAUGAAAAAUGCCGUCAUCAUCCCUGAGCUGAGGGAGCCUGUGGUAGAGCCAGCUGCCAGCCGGAGCGCAGAGACUGGAGCAGGGCAGAGGAGAUGACUGCUAGCUGAAAAAUGUCACUGUGGACGGACAAGCCGGUGGCAGUGUGACGGUCGGAUCUGAGCAGACUCUGCAGCCUGCUGCCAGCAACAGCUCCUGGGGUUGGAUAGAGGAGGGGAGCCGGAGGGAUGAUGGGAAGCAGAGGUGGAGGAGCGGGCAGCAGUGGAGCCGCUAAGGAGCAGUGCAGAGAUGUGCUGUGAAUGUGACACCGAAGCAAACAUAACGGUGGCUCCGCUAGCUAACGGCAGCUAGCUAGCCAGCUAGCCGGUCCGUGCUGCGACUUCAUGUGAGCUUCAUUUGCUUUCACGGUGCAAGUCAUACCGACUGGUUCACAGCGGCAUGUGAGAGGAUGUCUGAAGGAUAAGAUCUGAGGAGUCACGCUCCCUCAACCCAAAGUGACCCCACUUUCCCCCUUUUUUUCACUUUAACCUCCCCGUGUUUGACUCUGCGUGUCCUGUCUCAGCUCAUCUCCCUGUCUGUAUGGGAUUUCCCGGAAUGCAUGCAUUACACAGUGGGAACAUGUGAAUCGUCUUUAAACUGGACAGUCCUCCUCCUGAUGCCCUCCUGACCAAAAGAUAGGAUGACGCUCAAAUCUGAAAAACUUGUGUGAAAAAAUAAUGCGACUGGAUAUCAGCUUGGUGCCCAUGUGAGAUUGCCACGACAGUCUAUAGGAUUCUCACUCUGGUUUUAUCACUGAUUCCCUACCUGCAGCCUUUCCCCCAUCCCUUCCCUAGUGUCAUUGGGCCAUGGUUCGCAAGAAAGGUUCUCUGAUACUAUGCGGUGCUUUCCUGUUUGUCGCCUGGAAUGCUUUGCUUCUACUGUAUCUUUGGGGUCGUCCUCCCAUCGGCCGCCUCGGAGAAGGUGGUGGAGCCGAACCAGGAGGAAAGGAGGAGUGGGGCGUGGGCAGAGGGAAAGGAGGUCGGGUCAACUUGGCCGGGGAGGUGAUCCGGCUGGCAGAGGAGGUUGAAGUUCAGCUGGAGACCCAGAAAAAGCUCCUGAAGCAGAUUGAAAGUCACAGAGCAGUGUGGGCUCGGCAGAAAGACGUCGGGAAAAGAGAAACGGAGGAUACGAAAGAAAUCAAACAAGAGGUUGUUCACCAGCCACAGAAGGCUCUACUGCCUGUGGGGAACAGUGUGGAUGAUGGGGACCAGGUAAAACACACACCAAAGCCUGCUGCUACAGUAGCUCCAGACUCUAAGUCAGAACAGCAGCAGGCUGUGGAAAUAAAGGAAGAGACUGAUGAGAAGCACAAAUUGACCUCUUCCACAGCCAGUCCAGAAGUCAUCAUACCCAUUCUAGUUAUUGCUUGUGACAGAGUGACGGUAAAAAGGAGCCUCGACAGACUAAUACAAUACCGGCCUUCUAAAGAACUCUAUCCAAUCAUUGUCAGCCAGGACUGCGGCCACGCUGAGACAGCUCGUGUCAUUGGCUCAUAUGGAGAUCAAGUGACGCACAUUAGCCAACCGGACCUGUCGGACAUCAGGGUCCGACCAGAGCACAGGAAGUUCCAGGGCUACUACAAAAUUUCCAGACAUUAUCACUGGGCACUCAAUCAAGUGUUCAACACGUUCUCCCAGUCCACUGUGGUCAUAGUGGAGGACGACCUGGAGGUGGCCCCGGACUUCUUUGAGUAUUUCCGAGCCUUGUACCCGAUCCUGCGCUCUGACCCCACCCUGUGGUGUGUUUCUGCGUGGAACGACAACGGCAGAGAUGCCUUGGUGGAUCCAUCCAAAGCUGAGCUGCUCUACAGAACAGACUUCUUCCCCGGUCUGGGCUGGAUGCUGCUUAAGGAGAUGUGGGACGAACUUGAACCAAAAUGGCCCUCGGCCUUCUGGGAUGACUGGAUGCGUCAACCGGAGCAGCGCAAGGACCGCUCCUGCAUCCGGCCCGAAAUCUCCCGGACCAUCACCUUUGGCCGGAAAGGUGUCAGUUUAGGUCAAUUCUUUGACCAGUACCUUCGUUACAUUAAGCUUAACACAGAAUUUGUGCCUUUUACCAAACAGGAUUUGUCUUAUUUGCUAAAAGAGAAGUAUGAUGAAAAGUUUAAAAAAGAGGUUUACAGCGCGCCUCUGGUGAGGAUCGAGGACCUGCAGCAAGCGGGCAGCUUAAAAGGCCUUGGACCAUACAGGGUGGAGUACUCAAGCCGAGACAGUUUUAAAGUCUUUGCUCGAAAUCUGGGGGUGAUGGAUGACUUGAAAUCCGGAGUUCCUCGUACAGGUUAUAGAGGCGUAGUCAGUUUCCUGUACCGGGGUCGAAGGGUGUUCUUGGCUCCACCAGAGGGCUGGAAGCAGUAUGACGUCAGCUGGAGCUGAGAUACUGAUCCAGAGUGAUCCAGAUUGAACAAUGUGAAUGGUGUUGAGGAGGGAGAGAGCCUUACUCAGAGGAACACCCUCUCAGACCAAAGAGUACAAGCAGACGCAGUGGUUCAUGACAGAAUGAAAGCAACACAGAGGAGGCUGCACGUGAGUGGAGCGGGGGACCAAGCGUUCACCCAAACCUCCCCGUUAGAAAAGCCUCUGAAAUAGGGUUCUCAUUCAGGAUCAGCAAGUUCAACAGCCACACAGACUUCAGUUCAAACUUUUAGGAAAAGAAAAUGCCACAUUUAGACACUGUUUCAAAACAGCUACUGGCAAUGUGCCUUGCUUUCUGGGCCCACUUUGUUUGGUGUAUUUUUUAUUCUUGUGAAUAACUGGCCAAAUGUAGAUGAAACAUCACAUUCAGAUGUUUGCAGCAGCUGCAAAUGAAGUUUGGUAGCAGCAAAUUCCUUGAGUUGUUAACAGAAAGAGCCUGAGUUUCUGUGCUGAUGAUUCACUGGAGGCCAAACAAAAGCAGACUCGGGAGAAAACAGUGUUAUGUAUUAAUCUUUGGUUAUCUCUUCAGUUAGCAAAGAUUUUGCUAGAAGCUGUUGAAACUGAUCCAACUCUUUGGAUCAUGUUGAUGUUGAAGUCUAUAAACUAAUCAGAAGCAGAUUUGUGUGGAAAGGAAAAUAAAACGGUUUGACAGAGUGUUAGGUGGCACUCAGAGGUCGUGUGCACUGCACUCGUUCUUUGAAAUCACAGCCCUCAGGGUUUACAUUAAACAUGAAGGGUCUCUACAGCAAUUUUACACAGAGAAGAAACAGAAGCAGUGUCCCAAAUUACAGUAGUCCUCACAACGGACCAGCAAACUCUGAGCUCACUCAUCUUCAGUCUCUGAGCGGCUCUUAAUUGUUUUAAGAAUCCUAUAAAGUGUCAGGUAGGUGCAAAAUAACCACAAACAUGACUUCAAACAUGUCAUCUACUGGAGUCAAUACAAACCAUGUGAGAUUUUUUUGUUAGUCUCUGGUAUAGACUGUGUAAAAAGAUGGAUGACGCGCCCCCAUUUCCCACUGCUAUGCAGUGAGGCCAAAAUAUCCCGGAUACGGCUGCUGCCAUCAUGUGCUGGUGACAUCAUUCAAAGCCGAAGUCUGCGCAGUAGCGAUAUCCGCAGUGGGGGAGUUCCCACCAAAACACCCGUCCGAACAAUCACAAGCAGCCCGAUUGAAUGCAAGCACAUGGCACAUGGAUUGGCUGUCACAGCUGUCAAUUAUGGCGAAAACCCCCUUUUUUUUGUAGAAUUGAAUAACUCAUUAAAACGGAACUUAUCAUAAAAACAAUCUCUAACAUGGAGGGGCGGGCUUUAAGACCUAUACUGCAGUCAGUCACCAGGGGGCGAAACAGAUUGAAAUCUACACUUUGGGGGAACUGUCAUGUUGUCCAUCUUAAUAAAGUCUAUGGUCUCUUGAGUGCUAUAAAGUAUAGAAAGGAGACAGCAGUUUUAUUCAGAGCUGUUAUAUAAUAAUAAUAUUAUAAUGUAAUACAGCAUGUGUCUCGUAAAGGCAGCACUGAGAGCCCUGCACACUCCUGCAAUGGAGCACAGACAACAUCCUCCAGCUUCUUUGCAUGGUUUAUAUUGACUGUAAUGAAAGCACUUUUCUCAGUCAAAGUAAAUCAUGUGUUUUGUUAUUUUACACCUGCCUGCUUUACAGAGGGCUUAGAACAGGGGUCGGCAACCUGCGGCCGCAGAGCCCCAUGCAGCUCUUAAGCCUCUCUCCACUGACUCCCUGUGGCUUUAGCACAAAAAUCAUAUGAUCAUAUGUUCUUAACAUUUAACAAACAAUAUUUAACAUUUUGUCAACAAAAAUAUCUGUCAAAUAGCCUUUGGCUUUUUCCGUUUGAAGUCUUCACAGUUGGGCUAUAUGCAGACUCCAAAUCCAAAAAAGUGAAAGUCUUUGAGGAAAAUAGAGAAUUUUAUAGUGAGUGUACAAGAUUUUUCGCUUUUGCCGCCAACUCAAAGUUAAAAUACCAAGUAAACCAACACAGGCACAGGGAGAACAUGCAAACUCCACACAGAAGGGCCCCUGCAUACGGACCGAACCCUGUUUCAACCUGGGAUCAAACCAGGGACCCUCUUGCUGUGAGGCAACAGUGCUAACCACGACACCACUGUGCCACCCUGGCUGUGAAGUCAUUAGUGUAGAAUGAGGGCCUCAGUUGGUAUUAAAUGGUCGUAAUCAUCACGAGUCUUAAAAAACAUGACGACAUGGAAAGUAGGACUUGAUGAAUUAUUUUUUUCCUUUCUCAG